GAGGAAGAAAGAGAGAUAGAUAGAGAGACAGAGAGAGAGAUGGGAGAAAUAAGGAGAGCGACUCGACACAAACAUAACGAAGAACUAUAACUGCAAAUUGUAACAGCACAGCUGGUGAUUACGGAAUACAACGUAUUUUCUAUAUUUCUUUAUUUCUUUAUUUAUUUAUUUAUUUAUUUAUUUAUUUAUUCUAUACUCUAUAUUCUAUAUUAUGUCCGUGUGGAUUAUCAUCAUUGCUUCAGUUUGGGGCAUUUCUGGACUGGCGAAGAAACGAAUGGAGGAUCUCAUUUGUAUUCACUGAUCUCUACAGUAAUAUACAGCAGUGGACUGAACACACUACUAUAAACUAAAGCUCUUCACUGGCAAUGCUGGGAUCCCAGAUUCCGGCCCGUCUUGUCAGUUCUGAACUCCACCCCUUCCCGUCUCGCGAUGCCUCCGGCCUCGAUGCCCCUCCCCCUGCUCCUCCUCACUUCUAGGAUGCUCCUAUUGGCUGGCUUGGCUGCUUGCUCCUCCCCUUUCCUGGGUGGAGCUCCGGACGAGCCGCGACCCCACCGCUCGGGGGUCCUGAACAUUGCUGUGGUGUUCAGCGGCACCUCCUACCCCCCCGAGAUGCCCCGGCUGGUCCUGGGGGGCCCCUAUGUGGGGGCGACUUACCUCUCAGGCAGCUCCAGUCUGCCCAGCAGCCCCGGGCUGACUAGGAGCUCUGGUUUUGAGGAUUAUAAAGACGUGAAUGUUGUUCCAGUGGUCCUGAACGAGACAAGCCCUCGCUCCCUCAUCUUGCGGCUCUGCGAUGUCCUUUCCAGCCUGCCCAUCCAUGGUGUGGUCUACGAGGAGGAAGUGACAUCGUUGCAAGGGGGCGGGGAUGGUGAGGGGGCGUCGACUGCCGUCGCUCAGAUCCUCGACUUCCUGUCAGCACAGACCGGGGUUCCCAUCGUGGGGGUGGGGGGCGGGGCCGCACUGGUGCACACCCCCAAGGAGUCUGGCUCCACGUUCUUGCAGCUCGGUUCCUCCACGGCCCAGCAGCUACGUGUGAUCUUCGAGGUUCUGGAGGAAUAUGACUGGACCUCCUUCUCCCUGGUCUCAACCCGUCACCCCGGAUAUGAGGACUUCCUGUCCUUCGUCGAGGUGCUGACCGACGGCUCCUUCAUCGGCUGGGAGAGCCGCUCCCUGGUGCUGCUCAACCUGACCCAGGACCCGGGGGGAGCCAGAACCAAGAGACUGCUCAAAGAGAACGGGGCGCAGGUGCGUCUCCUCUAUUGCUCCCGUGAGGAGGCAGAGUCUGUGUUCCGUGCAGCGAGGGGGGCAGGGCUGGCAGGCCCGUCUCACAUCUGGUUCGCAGUGGGCCCCUCCCUCUCCUCCCUCGAGACCCUCCCCCCCGACUCCCUCCCCCUCUCUCUCUUUGUGGUUCGGCCAGCCGGCUGGAGGGAUGAUGUGCGCAGGCGCACAGGAAGAGGCGUGGCCAUCCUGUCACAGGGGGCGGUGGCCUUGCGGCGAGACUUCGGGAGUCUGCCUAACUUCAGCACGGACUGCCAGGGGGCUCCCAACGAGACCAGAACGUUCAAGGGAAACCUGCACAGGUAUUUCUCCAAUAUCUCACUGGGUGGUCGAGAUUAUUCCUUCAACAGUGACGGCUACCUAGUCAAUCCAUCACUUGUGGUGAUCGCACUGAACAGAGAGAGGAACUGGGAGGUGGUGGGCUCCUGGGAUGACGGGAUUCUCCGGAUGCGUUAUCCGGUCUGGUCUCGCUAUGGCACUUUCCUUGAGCCGCCCGAUGGGGCUCAGCACCUCAGGGUUGUGACCUUGGAGGAGCGCCCCUUCGUGAUCGUGGAGGGGGCGGACCCGUCCAGCGGGACCUGCAUUCGAGACUCUGUGCCAUGCAGGAGGCAGCUCAACCUGUCAGAGAGCUCCCUCUCCGACGGUCUGGCUCCCAUGAAAAUGUGCUGUAAGGGGUUCUGCAUCGAUAUCCUCAAACGAUUGGCCAAGACUGUCGCUUUCACCUAUGACCUUUACCUGGUGACCAAUGGGAAGCAUGGCAAGAAGAUUGAAGGGGUAUGGAAUGGCAUGAUAGGGGAGGUGGUGUAUCAGCGAGCAGACAUGGCAAUUGGCUCACUCACGAUCAAUGAGGAGAGGUCGGAGGUUGUGGAUUUCUCCGUCCCGUUUGUGGAGACGGGGAUCAGUGUCAUGGUCUCCCGUAGCAACGGCACUGUCUCGCCCUCCGCCUUCCUCGAGCCCUACAGCCCUGCAGUCUGGGUGAUGAUGUUUGUCAUGUGUCUCACGGUUGUCGCGGUGACGGUCUUCAUCUUCGAGUUCUUAAGUCCCGUUGGAUACAACCGCAGCCUGGCGUCCGGCAAACGCCCUGGGGGUUCGAAGUUCACGAUCGGGAAGUCUAUUUGGCUGCUCUGGGCUUUGGUCUUCAAUAACUCCGUCCCAGUCGAGAACCCCAGGGGUACCACCAGCAAGAUCAUGGUUCUGAUUUGGGCCUUCUUCGCUGUGAUCUUCCUGGCCAGCUACACUGCCAACCUGGCAGCCUUCAUGAUCCAGGAGGAGUACAUCGAUACUGUGUCGGGGCUGAGCGACAAGAAGUUCCAGAAGCCCUAUGAACAGUACCCUCCUCUGAAAUUUGGGACAGUCCCCAAUGGCAGCACUGAGAAAAACAUCCGCAGUAACUAUCCGGACAUGCACCAGUACAUGGGCAAGUACAACCAGAGAGGCGUGGAGGAGGCGCUGAACAACCUGAAAACAGGUAAGCUGGAUGCGUUUAUCUACGAUGCUGCUGUGCUGAACUACAUGGCUCGGAAGGACGAGGGCUGCAAGGUGAUGACGAUCGGCUCGGGGAAGGUGUUUGCGACCACGGGCUACGGUAUUGCGCUGCAGAAGGGGUCCAAGUGGAAGAGAGCUGUCGACCUGGCACUGCUGCAGUUCGUGGGAGAUGAUGAGAUUGAGAUGUUGGAGAGGCUCUGGCUGUCUGGGAUCUGUCACAAUGAUAAAAUCGAGGUCAUGUCAAGCAAGCUGGACAUUGAUAACAUGGCCGGAGUGUUCUACAUGCUACUGGUGGCAAUGGGACUCAGUUUACUGGUGUUCGCCUGGGAGCACCUGAUCUACUGGAAGCUGCGUCACUGCAUGGGGCAUUCUGGGAGACUGGACUUCCUGUUAGCGAUCAGCCGGGGGAUGUACAGCUGCUGCAGUCUGGAUGAAGAGGAGACAGACCCCCCUCACCCUCACCCCAUCCACCCCUCCCACCUGCCCCCUCCCCCUUCCUCUCACAAGAAACCCUCCUCCUCUCUCCCCAACACCCCCUCCCUCUCCCUCCCCCCGCUGGGACCCCCGAACCCCCCUCAGCCCCCUCUCCUCUCGGCCCCCCUGCCCUGCUCCACCUUCCUGCCCCGCCCCGACCGCAGAUCAGCCGUGGUGGAGCGCUGGAGGUCCUCGGCUGGGGGCCCAAGGGGCCCCGGCAUACAACCAGGGGGGGGAGGGGGCCCCAAAAGGUUGGUGAGGAGCGGGGGGGUAACGGAACUAUUCACUGGGGCUCCGAACUUCCCCAAAAAGGUGAAGACCCCGCCUUCGUGGUCGGCUCUUGAUGGGUAUCGGAGAUAUUAUGGUCCCAUCGACCCGGCCGGGCUGUCCUGCGUGGAGAACCCAAUAUCAGUGCAGCAGCAACAGCAGGCCGCUAAUCCUAACCUUAACCUGCAGCCCCUCCCUUCGAUGCAUCAGCAGUCUUCCCUGGCCAUCAUGCCUGCCUAUAACGGGGAGCAGAAUGUACAAACUCAACAGCAACAGCAGCAUAGAGCCAAUUCUGUCUCUCAACAGACCGCCCCCGCACUGCUCCCACCCCCCAGCUACUUCACCAUCAUCCAGGAGAUAGACGAGACACUGUCCGCUCAGAGUGGCCCGAGCUUGGGUUCCCAAGCAGGGGAGAAGGGAGCGGCGGGCAAGCUGGGGGGCAAGCCUCCCAAAACGGACUCUCGGUUCUCCCAGGACAGAGAGGCAGGGGAGGGAGGUAUAGGUGGAGCAGGAGGAGAGGUCAUCCCGAACCAUCUGUGGCCCAUCCCUGUGGCCCUGCUCUGGAAGAGGAAGAACCAGCAGAGCCAGGCUGCCAGGAAGCAGCCCAGGGAACGGGAAAGGGAAAGGACUUUCCAGGAGUCUGUUAGCGAAGCUGGGCUGGGGGGAGGAGACGGGAAGAAGGGUAAGAGAAAGAACAAGAAGGUGACGCCAACGAAGAAGGUGAAGGCCAAGAACAAAGUGGGGAAAGUGAAGGAGGGCAAGGAGAAACUGUUUGUGGGAUCAGCAGAGUCAGCUACAGCAGCUGAAAAGGUUUUGAUCCCCCUCUAUGAGAACGUGCCGAUCAGGGACAAAAAGGGGGGAGACCUGGGGGAGAUAGAGGGAGGGGGAGGAGGAAGGGAGGGGGCCAGGGGAGGGGGAGGGGUAGGGGGAGGAGGAGUGGAAGGAGGGGUUCUGGGUUCAACAGAGAAACAGCAGCAGAGCAGGAAGAAGAGGAUGAGGGGGGAGGAGAGAGGCAGACACUCCUCGGAGCUGGAGGAAGACUCUUCUUCCUCGGAGGAGGAAGACGACGAUCUGGAUAAUGUGGACUCAGAGGAUGAGCUGUUGCUGCUGGACAGGCGCCCUGCCUCAGGGUCCCGGAACAGGGGCAGCGGCAGCAGUGGGAGCAGGUGUCGGCUAAGCAGGAAGGGCUCUCAUCGAGCCCAGCACAGCACCUCCUGUUCAAGCUUGAUUCCCCCUCCUCUCCCACCCAGGGAAGGCAAACCCAGGAAGGGGAAGCAGAGAGGCAAGUCCCCCCCGGAGCCCAUCAGGGGCAAGAAGGGCCCCAGGAAAGGAAAGAGGAGGAGGGUUCGAGGCUCCCCGGAAGAGGAGCUCCCCAGUCCUUUCUACCCCUGCUGCUGGCUGGAGAAGCUGGAAAGUUUGGGAUACCAUCACCAAUCCCAUCACUGCCACCACCACCGCCAAGGUUACCCCGAGGACCUGCCCCAUCCUGCAGGGUAUAGGAACCAGGGCAGGAAUAGGGAGAAGGAGAAGGGGGGCAGGAAGAAAGGGAAGGGGAGUUUUCGGGUGGGGAAACGGGGGGCUGGCAGUGCAGGAGGAGGGGCUGGGAAAGGAGAGACCAGACCCCUUCUCUUGCACUUCCCGAGCGAAGUGGAGUGUCCGCAACAUUCCCGAGUCGUGGUGCGGACGGGGGAGGGGUGGGUGGGGGGGUCGGGAUCAGAGAGCGAGGAGUCGGAGUCGGAAGUACAGGUAGAUCCCGGGAAGAGGAGACAGGGGAGGGUGGAAGAGGAUUCUGAGGCGUCAUCGGAGGAGAGGGAGGGGGAGGAGGAAGAGGAAGAGGAGGAGGAUGAGUCUGAGGUAGAAGAAAGCGAUGAUGAUGAUGAUGAUGAAGAUGAUAAUGAUGUUGAUGAUGAAGGAGAGGAAAAUUUCCCAGAGCAGCCGACAUUUCAGGAAAAGUUCCAGGAGGUUCCACGUCGUCGGAAUCAGUCGAAAUUGCCAGACUCAAAGGAUUUCAAGGACUUCAGGGAGUUCCCAGGUUUCGAGGAUGAAUUUGGAAAUUUUGAGCGCUACAGGGGGGGGGAGGAGGGGAGCGAGGGGGAGGAGGGGAGUUUGGAUCCAGGGGUGCGGAAGCAGCUGUCGCCCCAGUUCUUUUUUGGAACGUACCCGGCGAGGGAGAAAGGGGGCAGCGUGAAGAGCAGAGGUGGAGGGGAGGAGGGCAGGGAGGAGGGAGGGGCAUGGUGGGCGGAGUGGCCAAACCAAGCCCCGCCCCUGCCUCGCCGCUACUGGUCAGUGGAUAAAAUCCCCACUAAACAGGAGCCCAGCAGACAGAAAGGGAGGGAGAGGGGAGGAGAGAGGAGAGAGAGGCAGAAAUGCCGUCACGUUCACAGCACGGACCAGCCAUACUGCUGCUGCCAGAGACACCAGAAUAACCUCCCAGCGCUGCAGCCCCAGCAGCCGCUGCUUGCUGCCAACCUCACUUCCUGUCGGAGUCAGGAAGAGUUGCCCACGUGCAGGAGCUUCAGCGACAGCCAGGGGGCGGCAAGCAAACGCAAACCCCGGCUGGAGACAGCCAGUGGCCAGCAGCCCUCCCUCGCCUCUCUGGCAGCCAAGACACAGCCGCAGCCCAUAAGCACCGUCGCCGAGGCCCUGCUCCUCCCCCUGGCAACCGCAGCCAUCGCCCCCAGCGCCCGGCAACAGUACCAGCGCAUCACUUCCUGCCCGCCCCCCCGCAGGUUUUACUCCCCUCACCUGCCACUCAAGUCCAAGAGCCUCUGCUCGAGGAGAGGCUCCGCCCACUUCUCCAGCCUGGAGUCCGAGGUAUGA
This is a messenger RNA of Acipenser ruthenus (sterlet), 6321 nucleotides long. Its product is annotated as glutamate receptor ionotropic, NMDA 2D-like. Gene Ontology annotation, cellular component: postsynaptic density membrane; plasma membrane; postsynaptic membrane. The record is from RefSeq and is a predicted model, not a curated record. The transcript has 15 exons. Gene Ontology annotation, biological process: long-term synaptic potentiation; monoatomic ion transport; excitatory postsynaptic potential. The coding region runs from base 430 to 6321 and encodes 1963 amino acids. Gene Ontology annotation, molecular function: transmitter-gated monoatomic ion channel activity involved in regulation of postsynaptic membrane potential; NMDA glutamate receptor activity. NCBI's taxonomy places the organism in Eukaryota, Metazoa, Chordata, Actinopteri, Acipenseriformes, Acipenseridae.